AAUAAAAUCACUUAAAUAACCUUUUGUGGCCCUUACAUGACAAGAUUAUCACGUCAUUUCACGCAGAAGAACAUGACUCAGGGUAAAUAAAACAAACAAACGUUGCCCCCUUGCGCCUUAUCGACGAGCUGCGAGUUUAUGGUGAGCAUGGAGCUAAUGGCUUAUCUAUUAAACUCCAGGCAACGCACUAAGCAAACACUGCGUCAAAAGAGCACUGUAGGUGGAAGAUGUGCCUAUCCCACUUGUGUUGACUGUCUUUAUCUCUCCACAUCGACAUGGGACUGCGAGGUUCCAAACAACCAGAAGUCCAAGUUCUCCUUCUGGGUCUGGACAACGCUGGAAAAUCGACCCUCCUCUACAAACUCAAACACAACGCGUGUGUCAGCACCGUGCCUACCGUCGGCUUCAACGUGGAAAUGCUCGAUGCGAAAAAGAACAGGAAGAACAUCGCUUUGACCGUGUGGGAUGUCGGUGGUCAGGGAAAGAUGCGCGAACAUUGGAAGAGUUUCCACCAGGACGCAGCAGCUGUCGUGUUUGUUGUGGACAGCUCGGACAUGGAUCGUCUGGAGGAGGCGCGAAGGGAGCUGGAGAACACGCUGAGGAGCGAUCAGCUGAGAGGACGACCGCUGAUACUUCUCGCCAACAAACAGGACGUGAACGGCGCUCUGACUGUCACUGAAAUCAAGGACAGAUUUAACAUGAAGAAGAUUGGCACAACUCGAGAUUGGUUCGUCCAGCCUUGUUCCGCAUCGACGGGAGUUGGAGUUGAGGAGGCCUUCAGACGAGUGGUCCAAAUGGUCAAACUCCCUUCAGACACUGUGGCGAUGAAAGAUAAUAUUAAGGAGACAGUGCACUACAUCAGAUCGACUACCAGACAUUAAAUUUUAAUUAUAUAAAAUGUGAUUUCAAAUCAAUGACAAUCAGACAAAUUAAAUUACAAGGUUAUGCAAUCAAUCUAAACUCAUUUAUACCAACAAUAAAUCACAUUUAAAGAGAUCAGACCUUCUGGUUACGUCUUUACAUGUCCUUUACGCGCAUACAGGCCUUUAGUAUCCAAGUACUACAGAAUCUUACAAGCUACUUUAGAGUGAGUGGAUGUGUUAGACCAGUUCUUAUGAUACCACAGGAAACACAAGACACUAUGGAGUCUAUUACUGUGCAUUAAAACCACUGCUGAGUACCACACGCAGCAUAUGCAUAGCUUCUUUGUUAUUAAAUAACUAAACUCUCGGGUUCAUAGAGGCAUCCGACUGAUACAGCAACAAUAUCAGCGAGAUAAGUCACAAAAACAAGUGCAUAUAGGUUUUUGAAGAUACAGAGAGUGCUGCUACGGUAGUAAAAAUCUCUUUGGCUGACUUGUAAAUAAUGCCAUAUUCAUAAAUAUUGCAGUUAUAAACAGGUAUUCAUUGAUAAACCGCGUUUUCUUUUCUUUAUUUCUACCAAAUUUGCAUUUAGUGUCAUGCCGGAGGAUAAUACACAUCAGCCAAAGAGAUUUUUCUAGUCCUGACAUUAAUUAAGCGUGCUGUGUUAGAAAAUUGAACCAAAGUUGUGCAAUAGCGGAUACAUUCCGUGGAACAACUGGAACAAUGGACGAUACAAUCGUUGGCCAUGUAGACGAAGGCAAAAGUUCAGACUGCUGCAGAAAAAAUAUCAAACAGUCCUGGACGGUUUGUUUUAAACUCAUCAUAAUGAUA
Messenger RNA from Larimichthys crocea (large yellow croaker), 1694 nucleotides. Its product is annotated as ADP-ribosylation factor-like protein 14. The coding region runs from base 276 to 881 and encodes 201 amino acids. The record is from RefSeq and is a predicted model, not a curated record. Gene Ontology annotation, molecular function: GTPase activity; GTP binding. NCBI's taxonomy places the organism in Eukaryota, Metazoa, Chordata, Actinopteri, Sciaenidae. The transcript has a single exon.